AAGACAACGGUUUGGCUUCAAGUUCGGCUCUGCCGUGAAAGAAAAGAAAGAGAGAGAGAACACAGGUGGAGAGCGAAUGCGAGAGAGAGAGCGGGCGAAAAGUGAAAGAAGCCGAGCUCCAAACGCUUGCCCCACGAGGCGAUCUCUUCGAGCGCGAUCGCCGCCUGCCAGUGGCUUCAGUCGACCUGCAGAACUCCCAGCGAACGGUUCGGUGCAGCGGAAAAGCCUCGCGUCGCGUCGAUCAUUAUUUUUUAGAAACAAUAGUUGUUUUUUUUUCAAGUUUUUGCCGUGCAACAAAUUCCCGUGUGCAGUGCACUUUGUUUUUUUUUUCUGUGUGGUUGAAUCCACCCGAAACUCGUACCCAGUGAAGUUCAAAGUGUGCCAAGAGCUGAAUAAAGUUUGAAGCAAGAUAAACCGAAUUGAAAAUAUUUGAAAAUAAAUUAAACAAAUCAGAGAAACUAAAGUUACAACAGGUGCGAGCGAGAGACAGAGCCACAAUGCAUCGCACGCCGCGCUCGCUGCUGGCGCUGGCUUUGGCGCUGGCGUUGGCGUCGACGCUGGCCACGACGCAGGCGCAGGCCAAGGCGCAGGCACAGGCGCAGAAUAUAGAUGCCGGCUGCAGCUUCCCGGGCUCACCGGCGCACAGCAGCGUGGUCUUCUCCAGCGCGAAUCUCACCCAGGGCACGGUGGCCUCCUACAGCUGUGAGCGUGGCUUCGAGCUGCUGGGACCGGCGCGGCGGGUCUGUGACAAGGGCCAGUGGGUGCCCGAGGGCAUUCCCUUCUGUGUUUUAAAUGUGGCCGCUGGCAAGGCUCCCAUGCAAAUCUCUACUGAGGGCGCUGGAGCACCCCAGAAGGCCAUCGAUGGCUCAACCUCCGCCUUCUUCACCCCGGAGACCUGCUCCCUGACCAAGGCAGAGCGUUCGCCCUGGUGGUAUGUCAAUCUCCUGGAGCCCUACAUGGUCCAGCUGGUGCGCUUGGACUUUGGCAAGUCCUGCUGUGGCAACAAACCCGCCACCAUAGUGGUUCGCGUGGGCAACAACCGCCCCGAUCUGGGCACAAAUCCCAUCUGCAACCGCUUCACCGGACUCCUGGAGGCCGGCCAGCCCCUGUUCCUGCCCUGCAAUCCGCCCAUGCCCGGUGCCUUUGUGUCCGUCCACCUGGAGAACAGCACACCGAAUCCCCUGUCCAUUUGCGAGGCCUUCGUCUACACGGACCAAGCGCUGCCCAUUGAACGCUGUCCCACCUUCCGGGAUCAGCCGCCGGGUGCCUUGGCCUCCUACAAUGGCAAAUGCUACAUCUUCUAUAACCGCCAGCCCUUGAACUUCCUGGACGCGCUCUCCUUCUGCCGCUCGCGGGGCGGCACUCUGAUCAGCGAGAGCAAUCCGGCGCUGCAGGGCUUCAUCAGCUGGGAGCUGUGGCGACGACAUCGAAGCGAUGUCAGCUCCCAGUACUGGAUGGGAGCAGUGCGGGACGGCAGCGAUCGCAGCAGCUGGAAGUGGGUGAACGGUGACGAGCUGACGGUGUCCUUCUGGAGCCAUCCCGGUGGCGACGAGGACUGUGCCCGGUUCGAUGGCUCCAAGGGAUGGCUGUGGAGCGACACCAACUGCAAUACGCUACUGAACUUCAUCUGCCAGCAUCAGCCGAAGACGUGCGGCAGGCCGGAGCAGCCGCCGAACUCCACGAUGGUGGCCCUCAAUGGAUUCGAGGUGGGCGCCCAGAUCAAGUACAGCUGCGAUGCGAAUCACCUGCUGGUGGGUCCCGCCACGCGCACCUGCCUGGAGACGGGCUUCUACAACGAGUUUCCGCCGGUGUGCAAGUAUAUCGAAUGUGGCCUCCCCGCCAGCAUUGCCCAUGGCUCAUACGCCCUGUUGAACAACACCGUGGGCUACCUGAGCCUCGUCAAGUACUCCUGCGAGGAGGGAUACGAGAUGAUCGGUCGGGCCCUGCUCACCUGUGACUUUGACGAGCGCUGGAACGGACCGCCGCCACGCUGCGAGAUUGUGGAAUGCGACACUCUGCCGGGCAACUACUACAACACCAUCAUCCAUGCCCCGAAUGGCACUUAUUACGGCUCCAAGGCGGAGGUCAGCUGCCCGCCCGGCUAUCGCAUGGAAGGACCCCGAGUGCUCAGCUGCCUGGCCAGCGGACAGUGGAGCAGUGCCCUGCCGCGCUGCAUCAAACUGGAGCCAUCUACCCAGCCCACAGCGGCGCCCACGGUGCCUUCAUCGGUGGCCACGCCGCCACCCUUCCGGCCCAAGGUCGUGGUGUCCAGCUCGACCACCAGCCGCACACCCUAUCGACCGGCUGUGUCCACUGUCAGCAGCAGCAGCUCCAGCACUGUGGGCACCUACCCCAGCCUCCGGCCCACGCAGGUGGAGAUCAACGGAGAGUCUGAAUCCGAGGAGGAUAUCAUCAAUGUGCCCGUGCCCGGCACCGUUCGCGAGGAGUUCCCUCCGCGCCGAACCGUCCGACCCGUGCUCAUCCCGAAGAAGCCGAGCAGCAGCACACCGGCGGCUGCAGUGCCUCCGAGCACACAGCAUGUGCCCCAGCCGCCGCAGGUGCCCUCAACCUAUGCCCCGUCGCCGCCGCGCAGCCGCCCCAGCGGUGCUCCGGUGGAGACCACCACGAGGAACACACAGCAGAUCAUUGCCAACUCGCAUCCGCAGGACAACGAAAUCCCCGACAGCGUCAACAUCCAACAGAAUCAGUCGCCCAAUGUCAAUGUACCGUUUGCUGUCGACAAUCCCGACCGGAAGGAGACCAAGGAGGCCAAGCUCAAUCUGGGGGCCAUUGUGGCUCUGGGUGCUUUCGGUGGCUUCGUUUUCCUGGCCGCCGUCAUCACAACGAUCGUGAUCCUGGUGCGAAGCACCCCGAACAGCCAACGGCGGCACCUAGCCAAACACUUAACUGCUUACCAACAUCAUCAUGCUCAUCAUCACCACCACCAGCAGCUCCACCAGCACCACCAGCACCAGUGCCAGUACCAGGUCCAGCACCACCAGCUCCAGCAGCAACAGCAACAGCUCCAACAGCAGAAGUACCGCCUCCAGCAGAAGCACCAACAGCACGGCCAGGCGAAGGGAUCUCAGGGUAUCCGGAACGGGAACAGCAUCGGCAUCGGGCUCGGUCUCGGUCUCGGCUUCGGCCUCGGGAAGAGGUCUGGUGGUGGCAUACCGCGUCCCAGCCGACUGCCCAGCUAUGCCACGGCGACGGCCACCAGCGCCACCAGCUACGCGUCCACGGCCCAACUGACCAGCACCAAGGGCUACGGUAGCAUCACCUCCAGGCGUAAUCAGGAUGCGGACCAGGACCGAGAUCCCAACUCCCUGUGGUACAGUGUGCUGGCGCUGCCCUUCGAUGACCAGAAGCUGGGCAGGAGGGAGUUUAGCAGCUACGGACGGGGAUAUAGGACCCGGGCGGGGCUCUUCAGCAGCUCAACGACCACGACGCACAUAAAUCGAACCACUCAACACUAUCGCCAUCGCGCCUCGCCCGACUGCAAUACCGUGGCCAGCUUCGACAGUUCCACUUCCGGAUCCCGCAACGGACUCAACAGGUACUACCGCCAGGCCUGGGAGAACCUGCACGAGUCCGCCUCGAAGAACAGCUCGCACAAUGCCCUGCGUCGCAAGGAGACCCUCGAUCCGCCGAGCAUGACCCGUUCCCGCGACAAUCUGCGCGACAACAUGCAGCGUUCCCGCGAGAAUCUGGACAGAUGCGGCAGGGACAACUAUGGUAUGCGUGACGACUCCGAAAUGGUGGUCUCCGACGUGUGCCUGAAGGGCGAGAAGAAGCGUCACCAUCACCAUCACCACAAGAGCAGCUCCCGCAAUGGCGACUAUCGUGAUCAGUCCUCCGGCAGACGCGAACACCACCGACACAGUGGCGGCGGCGGCGUUGGAGGAGGAGGUGGUGGCGGCCACUAUUGACCAACCAUGGUCAUUACCAUCAAUGUGGAGCGGCAGUAGCCAAAAAAAAAAAACAGAAGGAAGAGGAGAAGUCGGAGAGCUGCAGCAGUGAGCGCAACAACGAAACGUUUUUUGUUUAAUUUUAGCAACAGUUUUUUUUCGCGCUUUAGUUAUAUAAGAAUAAGGUCAAGACAGGAUCUGGAUCUGGAUCAGGAGGAGACUUUUCUGUUCAUAGCGAAAAUGUGGAGCCAGAGGUCCUUUAACUUGCAAGUCAAUACUUAGCUAUAUUCAAGGGGGCGAGUUCUGGGAGAUAUAUGGUUAAAGGAGAUUUUUUGAGAGAUUUGGAAAGAUUUUUAAAGAUUUCCAUUCUCCGGAAUCACCCCCGGAAAAUAUGUUUAUGCCCGAAACUCGUAUAAUUUAUUCGCAAAGCUUUUCGUAAGGUUCUUAGUUAAAUUUUCUCUAUGAAUUAGUUUUAUGUAAAGAGAGAGAGGUCCACAAAAAGAAAAAAAAAAAAAAAGAAAACCGAGACGUAGUAAUUAGUUGCAAAGCACCAGCACAUCCUUGAACAUCCCUUACCCACACCUAGCCCCCAUCGCCACCCCCCAGCAAGCAGGAUCACAGCUGCAGCCAAAUUAUGUGCAACUUGGUUUCGUUUGAGGUCCCUCAAGCCAAAUCGACUUGCUCAUAGUCGCAAAUUAGUUACGUAAAACCCUAAAACCCUAGAUGAAAUCC
Drosophila kikkawai is the source of this 4640-nucleotide messenger RNA. RefSeq lists its product as uncharacterized. NCBI's taxonomy places the organism in Eukaryota, Metazoa, Arthropoda, Insecta, Diptera, Drosophilidae. The record is from RefSeq and is a predicted model, not a curated record.